Messenger RNA from Herpailurus yagouaroundi (jaguarundi), 4259 nucleotides. RefSeq names its product poly(ADP-ribose) polymerase family member 9 (gene PARP9). The record is from RefSeq and is a predicted model, not a curated record. NCBI's taxonomy places the organism in Eukaryota, Metazoa, Chordata, Mammalia, Carnivora, Felidae. Gene Ontology annotation, biological process: negative regulation of gene expression; positive regulation of type II interferon-mediated signaling pathway; protein poly-ADP-ribosylation. Bases 694 to 3174 code for a protein of 826 amino acids. Gene Ontology annotation, molecular function: NAD+ poly-ADP-ribosyltransferase activity; transcription corepressor activity; ubiquitin-like protein ligase binding. Gene Ontology annotation, cellular component: cytoplasm; nucleus. The transcript is spliced from 10 exons.
GGGCUCAAUCCCAGGACUGUGAGAUCAUGACCUGAGCCAAAAUCCAAGAGUUAGCCAGCCGCUCAUCUGAAUGAGUCACCCAGGCGCCCCUGACAUUCCGCUUUGUACUUUGAUCAAGGAUAUUUAUCACAAACUUAGUAACACGCACUCUUCACUGGCACAAGCACAAUUUCUUCUUUCUUCAGAUACCCUUCAGGCGUCUUCAUGCACUCGUAAGUCCGGUUUUUCCUCAUUUUUUUUUCUUUUGAAUGCAGUGCUCAAUCCUACCUCUUGGUUUCAUCCUCCUCUCCUAGAUAUGUAAAAGCUUGCUCCAUGUUUCAAGGCCUGGCUCUGCCCUUGCCUCUUCCCUUAAAGGUUUCCCUGCUGUUGUCCACAUAGCUCUUUUCUUUCUCUGAACUACGGGGAAGGUUUCAACUGGAACCUCUCUGUGAAGGAUAGAAGGCGAACAGCAACAACAGCAGCAAAAACAAUGUGUGCUUCUUCACCAAUGAAAUUAAAAACUACUCAAGAUCAGAAAUCAUAUUUAGUCUUCCUAUGGUGUAUUCUUACCAAAUUCCCUGAGAAACUAGUCCGUGCUUAUUUCAUCGUUUCUAUUCAUUCCUAGAAGCAGGCAACCAUAUUUGGGAAUGACAAGUUUAUGCUUGGAAACACAAAACAGAGUAUAAACGGUUAAAGACCCCAGGGGCCUAGAGGAUGGACUUUUCCAAGGUAGAAAGUGGUCCUGGAGCAGUGGCUUACAGUGAGAAAUCAGAGACUGCCACUCUUGAAGAAGGCUAUGGUUGGCAAAUUCCCAUUGAUCACAAUGCCUUCACAGUUUUAAAAAAUAAUGAGAGUCAGCUGUGUGAAGUCCUUCAGAAUAAAUUUGACUGUAUCUGUACCCUCAUCUCUCCGUCCCCGGAAGGUAACAGUGAGUCUCUGCAAGUCUUCAGACAAAUGCUCAUUCCUGGGUUGGAGUUAUCUGUUUGGAGGGAUGACCUCACCAGACACACUGUUGAUGCUGUGGUGAACGCAGCCAAUGAAGAACUUAUUCACGCGGGAGGCCUGGCCCAGGCCCUGGUGAAUGCUGGAGGCCCUGAAAUCCAAGAGGAGAGCCGAAGGUUUAUUUCCAGAUUUGGUAAUAUACCAACUGGUAACAUAGUUAUCACAAGAGCAGGGAGACUUCCCUGCAAGUUAAUUAUCCAUGCUGUUGGGCCCCGGUGGGUGGCAAAAGAUCGUCAGAGAUGUAUCUGUAAGCUGCAGAAGGCCAUUAGAAAUAUUCUGAACUAUGUCACCCUUCCCGAGUCAGACGUUGAGACAGUAGCGAUUCCAGCCCUGAGCUCUGGGAUUUUCCAGUUCCCUCUGGACUUGUGUACACAGACCAUUGUGGAAACUAUCAGUUUUUAUUUCCAAAGGAAGCAACUGGCUGGUAAUUUGAAAGAAAUUCACCUGGUAAGCAAUGAGUACCCUACUGUUGUUGCCUUUAAAAAUGCUUCAGAAGUAAUCCUAGGGGUGAACAAGCCAGGAUCCCGGGUGAAUCAAGAAGCCACCCCACCUGUCAACACGAUUAUUGUAAACAAUUUGACUCUCCAGAUUGUCCAGGGCUACAUUGAACAGCAGGAGACAGAUGUAAUUGUUAAUUCUGUAAAGCCACUGUAUGGUCUUAAGUUCGGACCUGUUUCGACAUCAAUUCUACAACAAGCAGGAGAAGAAAUAGAAUUGGAAUUUAACCAAAAAAUUACUGAGAUACCUCAAGAGUCUCAGUUGGUACUGAUCACAAAAGGAUUUAAAUUGUCCUGUCAAUAUGUAUACCAUGUGUUAUGGCAUUUAAGAUACCCCAAACUGACAACAACACUGGGAAUGGCAGUGAAUGAAUGUUUGCAGAAAUGCCUUGAAUUAAAUAACACUUCCAUUUCCUUUCCUGCCCUUGGGACUGGAAGCAUAUGGAUGAAUAUAGCAGCUAAGAUUAUGUUUAAUGAAGUUUUAAAGUUUGCCAAAUGCCAUUUGAAAAAACAAUUAACCGUAAAGUUUGUGAUCUUUCCAGAAGAACUGGAGGUCUAUAAUGCUUUCAGUGCUGAAAUGGCAAAGAGUAAGUCCAGGCUACGGGGUUUCAAUAAUUACAGUGCCCCCCAGUUGACCAGAGAGGAGAAAAGAGAAAAUGGGCUCAAAAGUAAAUCUCCUGCCAUCACCCUGAUGGGACGCAACAUGGAAAAGAUGAAGGAGGCCCAAGCGUGGAUCCGAAGGAUACUGACCCUCCAGGAUCACCACAUCAUUGAGAACUAUCAUAUACUCUACCUUGGAAAAAGGGAGCAUGACAUUUUGACUCAGCUUCAGAAUAAUUUAAGGGUCUCUAUCUCAGAGAUUAUCAGUCUGGAAAAGGUAAUUUUAGAGAUUAAAGGAGCCCAGGCUAGCCUCGUUGAGGUGGUUAUGAACAUUGAACAUAUGCUGUGUGAAGUUCAAGAGGAAAUGGCAAGAAAAAAGGAGCUAGCCCUUUGGAGCUUGUCAGGACAAUGGACUGAUUGGCAACCAAAAAACCAGGAUGAAAUGAAAAGGAGUACAUUUCUGAAAUGCCUAAAGCUUUCAACUGAGGAAAUUCAGAAUCAGAAGAAACAGUUUGAAAGCUGUGGUUUGCAGGUUAUAAAGGUGGAGGAAAUUGACAAUGUGUUUCUCAUGGCUGUCUUCCAAAGAAAGAAGAAAAUGGUGGAAGAAAGAAUACAUAGGGAUCCUGUGAGCCACAGGUUGUUUCAGCAAGUUCCUUACCAGUUCUGUGAAGCAGUAUGCAGAGUUGGCUUUCAAAGAAUGUACUCGAUGCCCUGUGACCCAAAAUAUGGAGUUGGUAUAUACUUCACCAAGAAUCUGAAAAACCUAGCAUACCAAGUCAAGAAUACAUCUGCCACAGAUGAACUGAUCUAUGUGUUUGAAGCUGAAGUACUCACAGGCUCCUUCUGUCAGGGUCAUCAUUUAAAUAUUUUCCCCCCACCGUUGAGUCCUGGAGAUAUAGAUAGCCAUGACAGCGUGGUUGACAAUGUCUCCAACCCUGAAACCUUUGUUAUUUUUAGUGGCACACAGGCUAUGCCUCGAUAUUUGUGGACUUGCACCCAGGAUCAUGUACAACCACAGAAUGACUCAGCAGGACCAAUGAUGCUAUCUUCACAGCAGCCUUGGGAAAGAUUCUCAAGUGGUAGCUCUGUUGAUUAACCUCUGUUGAUUAACCUCCACAUCAUUUUGACAACUGGCAUGUCCUUACUUUGGAGGAACUAUCCAAAUAAUGACCAUCAGUAAGUCAGAGUGGCUUGAAUAUAUCAAAUGGGUUGUCCAUGUGGACUGAUUGUGUUAUUCAGGGGACCCACCACAUCCUCACAUCUUAGUUCUUUCAUCUUUGUCUUCAUCUCUUGGGAUUGAGGUGGAUAGAUCCCAACUAAAACACUCUCAGGACCAUUCCCUCUCCUUCAGGUUGUCCUUUCACCUCUUUUACUAUAGGUAACAGCAAAAAUGUUUUACAUGUAAUGAAGGGAUUUUUCUAGCAUACAAUCCAAGCCUUUUUAGUUUCUAAAAUGGAUAGUGUAAUAGCAGGAUGCUUUUGCAUUUUCCAGAUAAUCUUAUAUAGUGUUUUAGAUAUCAAAAUAAAUCACCUUUGUCUGAGUAACUGGCUUUGAAAAGUUAUAUGUAAAAUGACAUUAUUCGAAGUGGAAGGACAUCAAAAGGCUGAUAUUCUACUGAUAUCAUAGUUGGAUUCAGCCAUAUCAAGCAAUGCCAUUCAAGCAUCAUGAGGCCAAAUGAUUAAUUCACCAAAUAUUUCUUGAUCAUCAGAUGUGUUUCAUUUUUCUGGAUACUGGGGACAUGAUGCCAGACAAGGCAAAUAUCUUCAGGCAGCUGGCAGCCUGAAUAAUCAGAAAUGCAGCUAUAUGAUUGAGUAUAAUAAAAGAGGAUUUACAGAUUCUUUGGAAAAAUUUAAGAGGGAGAGGAAUAAAUUAAUCAGGGGUUGGGAGGAAGGCCUUCUAAAGAAAGUGAAACUCAAGAUGAAACCUGAAGUAUUUGUAAGAGGUAGGUGAAAGAGGGAUGUAGCAAAUCAGGAGCAGAGAUGGAAGAAUACUUUAUGCACAGAGAAAAGCUCUUACCAAGGCUGAAUCCACUGUGACUUUGCCCAAAUUUGACUUCAGAGUUCUGUAAUGUAAAGGCCAGCUAAUCUCACCAUUUAUCUCUUGCCUAUUCUGAAAUCUGUAUUUCCCUAUGCUUCCAAAAUUUCCUCACCCUCAUAUCCUUACACAGAACACUUCUUCCUC